AGGGGUCAAUGACCCUAGCUAAAAGGCUUCUGGGACUUGUAGUUCCAGUAGACGUUAGACAGAGGGGCCCCUGGUCUCAGUUCAGCCCUUGUCUCCCUUCUGGUCUCCCCAGUCAGCGAAGAGUUUACCGGUCCAGCUCUUCAGGGUUUGCUCUCCCUCUGGUAACCAUCGAAGAUACGCCGACCUUGUGCAGCCAUGGCCGCCGAAGAGGCCAAGAAGUGCCCAGGGGCUCAUGAGGGGACGACUUUGGGGCAGGGCCGUAUCACAGAGUGUCCAGUGACAGGAGAUCAGUGCCUGCUCCCAGUGCAAGAGAGUUCAUCCAGUACCCAGGAUGAAGACAAGUGUCCAACAGCACACUGCUCAGAGCCAGAGCACCAGGAGGAGGGACUCAAGCAGGAGGAACCGGGACUAGAGCCAGAGCCAGAGGCAGGGGAAGAGAAGGGCCCCAAGCCUGUGGGCUCCAUUGAGAAGCCCAGUAAUGGGCUGAAGAAGAAGCCGGUCAAGAUUGAAGGUGAACUGCCACCAGGGACACUGCCGCUGAAGAGGGAGGAGCUGGAGGCCAGUCAGAGUGAGCCCUCACCGCCCGCCAAACAGACCAAAAAAGCCAAGAAACGCAAGAGUCUCGGGGCUCCUGUGCUCCCAGCUGUGGCCAGCACAACGUGUGCACCCCCAGAGAUUCUGGAGCCCCCUGCUCUGCCCUGGGUCCUUGCAGGAAAGGCCCAGCGUCUGCGACCACUGUACCAGUACAUCAACUAUUGCAACCCUGAGCUGAACCAGGCAGAGGAGGGGAACGAGGAGUUCAAGGUGGACCCUAAGUUGGAGCUGUCUCUGGUUCCUGAGGAGGUGGGUGUGAAGCAGCUUCAGGACUUGCUGCCCAUGGCGGGACAGCCAGGCUUAGGCCUUGGUUUGCCUUGCCCCAGUGCAUUAGUGCCACCCACCCCUGCUCUGGCUCCGCUGGUCGAGCAGGCUGGAGUGGAACCUGGUGGCUUGCCCAGCCUGGGGGCAAGUGGCUGCCUCAAGGCCGAAGUGGACAAGUCCACACAGGUAGACAUCGAUAAGAUGCUGAGUGUCUGUGCUGCUCUUCUCGUGCCCCCACUGUCCCCUCAGUACAAGUGACUGUCACUCCCUGGAGGAUCCCCUCCUUCCAGGCCUGAAACAAGCCUCAGUCUGUCAGCUUAGACCAUCAUGUGGAGUAGGGAAUUCAGCCUCUGUCCCCACUUGGGAACAUGGGUUUGCAGAAAAUAAAUUUUUCCUUUUCUAAGA
This is a messenger RNA of Chinchilla lanigera (long-tailed chinchilla), 1263 nucleotides long. RefSeq names its product chromosome unknown open reading frame, human C16orf86 (gene CUNH16orf86). NCBI's taxonomy places the organism in Eukaryota, Metazoa, Chordata, Mammalia, Rodentia, Chinchillidae. The coding region runs from base 196 to 1116 and encodes 306 amino acids. The transcript is spliced from 4 exons. The record is from RefSeq and is a predicted model, not a curated record.